Monoraphidium neglectum is the source of this 684-nucleotide messenger RNA. RefSeq lists its product as hypothetical. The record is from RefSeq and is a predicted model, not a curated record. Lineage: Eukaryota; Viridiplantae; Chlorophyta; Chlorophyceae; Sphaeropleales; Selenastraceae. The transcript is spliced from 3 exons. The coding region runs from base 1 to 684 and encodes 227 amino acids.
AUGGACGCCGCCGUCAGGAAGAACCUGGAAGGCUUCCUGCCCGCGGAUGCGGCGCGGCGCUGCAACCGCACCGCCCUCAUCUCGGUCACUGUCGUCGGCGACGGCGGGAAGAGGAGCGGCGUGGCAGUCCGGGACGUGCGCGUCGACAGCCGCCCGGUGGACCGCCCGUUCGCCGCGCCUGGCCAGGACGCGACCUCCCUGAUCGUCAAAUAUGUGCUAGAGUCGCUGCAGGGCAAGCGGGCGGUCGCCGCCAACGUGACCAAGCCGCGGCUGCCGGCCCGGCCGGGGCCGAUCCCGGCGGCGCGGGCGCAGCAGAUGCGCAAGGCCGGCCUGGACAUCGCGCCGGCGCUGGCCGCGCCGGACCCCUUCACGCGCGAGGCGUGGAACGAGCUCGGCGUGCUCGCGCCCGACCCUGAGACGUUCCAGUACCUCGUCAAUAUGGGCAAACUCGACGCGAUGGCUUGGGCCGAGGCCACCGGCAUCGCCGCGGACGCCGCCAAGCGGCGGAACCAGGGCGCCGCGGCCGCGGCGCCGCUCAAGACCGCGAAGCCCGCCCCCGCGGCGGCCGCGGCGGCGCCCAAGGCGGGGGUCCCUGCGCCGAAGUCCCCGGCGCCGGCUGUCGCGCCCAAGGGCAGACCGCACAUCAGCCCGGCCGCAGCUGCCAAGGCGGCGGGGGGCCGGUAG